UGAGCGCGAGGGUCGCAGCCAGCUUACCAUCCAUAUUCAUCGUUCAUCGGCCAGCCUCGUGAACGUCCCCACAAGGCCCUGGGCCCUCGAGUUGGACAAUCAAGGAGGUGAAUCGCGCAGCUCCGCAGUCCUCGUGAUCAUGACCAAUCCCAGCCAAGCUCUGCCAGAGCACUGCUUUUACUGUUUCGAUGUGCUCGCGUCGGACUUGCUGGAGGGAACAUCGACAGCAAAGCCCAAUUUCGACGGUGGGGAAAAGGAAUUUCCAAUCUUUGUGACUUGGAACACGACGAAGGACGGGUCGACCAGGCUGAGAGGAUGCAUUGGCACCUUUGCUGCCAAACCUUUGGCGAAGGGGCUCGCAGAGUAUGCGAUAAUCAGUGCUUUCGAGGACACCCGCUUCAAUCCCAUUCGCGAGCGAGAGCUUCCGACGCUGGAGUGCGGCAUCUCGCUGCUCACAGCUUUCGAAGAAUGCUCAGACUGGCAAGAUUGGCAAGUAGGCCUGCACGGCAUCUACAUCCACCUGCCGAUGCAGAACGGUUCGAGGCACGAGUUGACGGCUACAUUCCUGCCGGAUGUGAUUCCGGCACAAGGGUGGAACAAAGAAGAGGCUAUCGAUCAUGCUAUCCGAAAAGCUGGGUUUGGUGGCAAGAUUGAUCAGAAAGUGAGGGAGAGCUUACGCGUGAGGAGGUACAGAAGCGAAAAGGUGUCGAGAACGUACGAGGAAUGGAAAGCGUGGAAGGCUGCUCGCCAAUCCUAGCGCUGGCAAUUCAAGUCGAAGCGCUUAUCCAGAAAGCAAAGCAAGUGAUCAUGACGGUCGAAUUCCGUUCCAAGUCUCAUUUUUCAUGAACCGCGUGUAACCUAGAGCUCCGAACAACAUGAUCGCAUCACAACGACAGCACCCAUCGCUGACCACUUCACUUCACCAAUGCACGAAUCUUGACACGCUUUGUAGCAGCAAUAAGAAUUACACAGCAUUGAUGUUGUUACCAUCGUCACGCCAACAUG
Ceraceosorus guamensis is the source of this 1005-nucleotide messenger RNA. RefSeq lists its product as hypothetical. The transcript has 4 exons. Lineage: Eukaryota; Fungi; Basidiomycota; Exobasidiomycetes; Ceraceosorales; Ceraceosoraceae. The record is from RefSeq and is a predicted model, not a curated record. Bases 140 to 757 code for a protein of 205 amino acids.